UUAAAAUAAAAGAUUUUGAAAGAACAUAUUUCUUUUACCCUGUCAUCUCAAGUGGACAUAAUAAAAACGUAAAAAUAUUAAAGUAAUAAUUCGCCAUGCCCUGCGGGAAGCGACCCCUUGUCAAAACCUGGGACAAGCCUAGGCGCAUAAGGGUUAUUACACCAUCUCGAUAUGAGCAAACUUUGGAUUGCGUUAAAGUACAUUGGCAAAAUGUUAUCAAGGAGUUGGAAAUGUCCUACAAAGAUGAACAGUUCUGGGAUACAAAUUGUGACACAGUACGCAACUUGGUGGGCCCCGUGAUCUUCCAGCGGAUUGCCAAGAUAUUCGAUCUGCCGCAGGAAGAGAAGUAUGUGCCACCAGAAGAUGUUCCACUGGAAGUCAAGUCCGAAGACUUGUUUGUUUCAAAAGUUAGUAACGUGAAUAUCUUAAACUUCCAUUUCCAGUCUGCGCUCAUAUUUUUUUUAUCAUAUCAUGGUUUGCUCUCAGGCAUCAAAGGUUUAUUUUCUGCUAUGGGCUCCGAAGGAGAACCUUCAAUGGAGGAAGAAAUACAGCCUGAAGAGGAAUCCGAGUGGACCGUCAGUACAGAGCACAGCCACGUCAGUGAAGAAAAAAGAAUGAAAUCCCUUACAUCGACCAGAUCACUAACAGUAUCGAAAUCGGUAUCCAAAAUGUUGUCCAAAUCUUUCUCGAGAUUCUUAUCAAAGAUAAUGCAGUCAGCAAAAUCUGCCCCGGAAAAAUUGGCUGCUCAAAAAUCUUCAAUAACGAUCCCAGAUUCCUUAGCCAACACCAGUGAUGACAUGAAUGUGCGUCCUGGAACCGCUAUGGACGUCUUAUAUCGGCGCCCGCGAGUGGGAGGAAAUCCAUUUUUUGACAUGUUGUACUGCAACGAAUCUGAAACAGACAUGAUCAAAUGGAAGUCGAAAUACAAACAAAAGACUUUCGAAGUGUCUGCUUCCGAUGAAUUUAGUAAGAGGGCGGAAAUUUUGACUAAACAAAUAUCCAAUGACUUCUUUGAGUGGUGGGUUGGCUUGGGUAAUGUUGAAUUCAAGAGUGAAAUCAAGCGACCCGAGGAUAUCGAAGCUCUUUUCCAGGUGUGGUUCGACGAGCAUUCUUCCCGCGGUAUUGUGCUGGACCCGAAGAUAAUACCUUGCGUAUUAAGAAGCAUCGCUACAAGUACCGGCGUACAAAAGGCGUCAUGUCUACGGGCGUUAAGACGACAAAUAGCGUACGACAUUGAAGCGGAGACCAACCCAGCACACACGAUGGCAUUCGGGAAGAGUCUGCCGAACAAACUGAAGCAUGUUCCUCCUCAGAACAACACCAGCAAGCAGUGGCGUGGUGUCUUGAUCCCUGAGGAUCUGCGCAGCAUGGCGUGCGUCUGGGAGGAUAUACAGCAUCUCACGUCAACAAAAGCUUUCCAGCAAUGGUUAGUGAAGCACCCAAACCUGCCAAUGCCUCCUUUCUUGAAGUACCUCCACGCUCCUGGAGACAAGAAGACACCGUUUAUAGUUCCCUCAGACUAUGUGCUCAAAGACAAGGGUGUGACGCCAUCAGCUCAGGAACUCGCUCUACCAGUCUCACAGUUCUCCUUGGAGCUGAAAGAAGUGCUCAGCAAACUUAUGAACCAAUGAGCACGAAGGUUUGGAAAUACUUAUUACUGAUUUAUUAUUUUCUAAUUGUGUAAUUUGUUAACUUAUUUACUGGUUCUGAAUUAAAUAGCUUUAUUGUGUCA
This is a messenger RNA of Helicoverpa armigera (cotton bollworm), 1732 nucleotides long. RefSeq lists its product as uncharacterized. Lineage: Eukaryota; Metazoa; Arthropoda; Insecta; Lepidoptera; Noctuidae. The record is from RefSeq and is a predicted model, not a curated record.